Messenger RNA from Rhineura floridana, 4648 nucleotides. RefSeq names its product natriuretic peptide receptor 1 (gene NPR1). The transcript is spliced from 22 exons. Lineage: Eukaryota; Metazoa; Chordata; Lepidosauria; Squamata; Rhineuridae. Gene Ontology annotation, molecular function: peptide receptor activity; guanylate cyclase activity; protein kinase activity. The record is from RefSeq and is a predicted model, not a curated record. Gene Ontology annotation, cellular component: membrane. Gene Ontology annotation, biological process: cGMP biosynthetic process; receptor guanylyl cyclase signaling pathway; intracellular signal transduction. Bases 180 to 2606 code for a protein of 808 amino acids.
GCCUACUUCAGCCUAGCCGAUGCAAUUUUCGGUACGCUUUACUUGGCUAGACAACUGUGUUGCAAAAUGUGGAGGGGGGCAAAUUUCGAAGGCCGCCUGUAUUUUGUCUCGCCUGUUGUUUCGGGAAGUGUGGACCAGUCGUCUACGUCUGCUGCGCCCCUGACAUCUUCCAUGAGCUCAUGCUCUACGCGCACCACGAGGGGCUCACCACGGGUGACUAUGCCUUCUUCUACAUUGACCUCUUUGGGGCGAGCCUGCAGAGUUCCAUCUUCCCGGACCGGCAGCUCCCAUGGCGACGGGAAGACGGGCACGAUGCCAUCGCCUGCGAGGCCUACAAGGCCGUGAUGAUCAUCACGUACGCAGAGCCCACGAACCCUGAAUACCGGCCGUUCCUGGAAGAGAUCAAGGAAGCUGCCGAAGCCCAGCUCAACUUCACCAUGGAAGACGGGCUGAAGAACUACAUUGCCGGUGCCUUCCAUGACGGGGUGAUGCUCUAUGCCCAAGCUGCACAUGAGAUGUUGGAGCAGAAGGGGUCCUUCUCCAACGGCUCACUUAUCACCCAUCAGAUGCGGAACCGUACUUUCUACGGGGUCACAGGGGUCGUGAAGAUCGACCAGAACGGUGACCGGGAAACGGAUUAUUCUCUCUGGGACAUGAAUCCAGCAAAGGGGGAAUUUGAGAUCGUUGCCAGUUACAACGGGAUCACCAAGAAGUUUGAGCUGGUCCCUGGAAAGGACAUCCACUGGCCAGGGAAUGCCGUUCCCAGGGACGUGCCGUUCUGUGGCUUUGAGAACAGCAACCUGGCAUGUCAAAAAGCCUCCUUCUCCCUGCUGGAGAUCCUGUCCCUCACGAUGACCUUGGUCCUCUCCAUCGUCAUCGUCACUGCUUUCUUUGUGUACAGGAAACUGAAGCUGGAGAAGGAGCUGGCCUCAGAGCUGUGGCGGAUCCACUGGGAGGACGUGCAGUCGAGCAACUUGGAGAAAAACCUGCGGAGCAUGGGCAGCAAGCUGACACUCUCGCUGAGAGGCUCAAACUAUGGCUCCCUCCUUACCACAGAGGGACAGUUCCAGGUUUAUGCCAAGACAGCUUAUUACAAGGGCAAUCUCGUGGCUGUGAAGCAUGUGAACAGGAAGCGCAUUGAUCUAACACGGAACGUCCUCUUUGAGCUGAAGCAUAUGCGGGAUGUUCAAAACAAGCACUUGACGCGUUUUAUCGGAGCCUGCAUCGAUCCCCCAAACAUCUGCAUCUUGACGGAAUACUGUACACGUGGAAGUCUCCAGGACAUCUUGGAGAAUGAUAGCAUCACCUUGGACUGGAUGUUCCGCUAUUCACUCACCAGUGACAUCGUCAAGGGGAUGCUGUUCCUCCACAACAGCGUGAUCAACUACCAUGGAAACCUGAAGUCCUGCAAUUGCGUGGUGGACAGCCGCUUCGUGCUGAAGAUCACCGACUAUGGGCUAGAGAGCUUUUGCCAGUCUCCCGAGACGGACGACUCGCACGCGCUGUUUGCAAAGAAGCUGUGGACGGCCCCCGAGCUCCUGCGCGUGGAGUCCACUCCACUCCUGGGCACCCAGAAAGGCGACGUCUACAGUUUUGGGAUCAUCUUGCAGGAGAUCGCCCUGCGGAACAGCGUCUUCUAUGUGGAAGGCACAGAUCUGAGCCCGAAAGAGAUCGUCGAGCGAGUGAAGAGCGGUGAGCACCCCCCCUUCCGCCCCUCGGUGAACUUGCCGUCCAACCUUGAGGAGGUGGUCCAUCUGAUGCAGCGGUGCUGGGCCGAAGACCCCCAGGAGCGCCCCGACUUCCACCACAUCAAAGGCAUGCUGCGGAAGUUUGACAAGGGGAACAGCUGCAACCUCUUGGAUACAUUAUUGUCGCGCAUGGAGCAAUAUGCCAACAACCUUGAGGAGCUGGUGGAGGAGCGCACGCAGGCCUACCUGGAAGAGAAGCGCAAGGCAGAGGCCCUGCUCUACCAGAUUCUGCCUCACUCAGUGGCGGAGCAGCUGAAACGUGGGGAGACAGUGCAGGCGGAGGCAUUUGACAGUGUCACCAUCUACUUCAGCGACAUUGUGGGUUUCACCGCGCUGUCAGCAGAGAGCACCCCCAUGCAGGUAGUGGCUCUGCUCAAUGACUUAUAUACCUGCUUUGAUGCAAUCAUUGAUAACUUUGAUGUCUACAAGGUGGAGACCAUUGGCGAUGCAUACAUGGUAGUGUCGGGCCUGCCAGUGCGCAAUGGGUGGCUGCAUGCUCGUGAGGUCUCCCACAUGUCGCUGGCGCUUCUCGAGGCUGUCCGCAACUUCAAGAUCCGCCAUCGGCCUGAGCAGCAGCUCAAACUACGGAUCGGGAUCCACAGUGGUCCAGUCUGUGCAGGCGUUGUUGGCCUGAAGAUGCCUCGAUAUUGCCUUUUUGGUGACACGGUCAACACGGCCUCGCGCAUGGAGUCCAACGGGGAAGCUCUGAAGAUCCACCUGUCGGGAACCACCAAGUCAAUUCUGGAGGAGUUUGGGUGCUUCGAACUGGAGCUCCGUGGGGAUGUGGAGAUGAAGGGCAAGGGCAAACUCCGGACGUACUGGCUGCUGGGGGAGCGCGUCACCAGCACACGGGGCUGAGGAGCUGUGGCCUUUCUCCAGGAUGUGCUUUCCUGAAGGUGGCAGUUGCCCUCGUCUCAGCCGCGCCAUCAAAGACUCUCUUUUCAGGGAACUCUCCGGGGUCAGGGGGUCCCGGACCGAGCCCCUAGGACCCUACUCCUUGCCCCCUCCUUCUCCACCUGGGGCCUUUAGACUAUGUGGAUCACCCCCACGACUCUGGACGGGCUCUGAUGUUGAGCCUCUAAAGACUGGAAAGUAUGCAGAUGUGACCUAGGGUGGAGCAUAACAUGUGUCAUUUUCUUUCCUGUUUCGCAUCAACACCCUGUUGUCCACGUCAAACAGAAGUAGUUGGGUCCUUCGUGAUCCAAAAGGAUCCGCGUGCUCCGGACCAGCCCCUUUCCCCGUGAAAGCUGCUUGGGCGUCUGAAACUCAGCUGCGAAUUCGCCAUUGCAGCCGACUCUGGAGGAAGGAGAGGACAUCUGAGCACCUCGUAAGACCUCACACGUUACCCACCUCGGAUUGUCCCAGGAAGCUCUAGAUUUUUAUAAUAAAAUGAGUGUACACGUCACCCUCUGCCCUCCCUGAAUAGCAAGAUGCCACGCAAACACUGCCUUGAAAGCCCUUCCUUUAACGUUGGUCCCCUAGAUACGUAUCCUCUGGUUGUGAUUACUUAAAGCCACAGAGGGAGUGGCGCUUUCCACAUGCUCAAAGGAACCUGUCAUUGCUACCUUGCAUAUUCUAGCUGAACGUAGACUUCAGCAUUCAUCUGUGGUUCUGUGUGUUUGCGGAGAGAAAGGCAGUAUGGGUUUAAAAAUUGAGCAAUAUGUUAUGCUAAACUUCCUGUUUAAGAACACAAGAAAAGCCUCCUGGGUCAGACCAAUGGCCUAUGUAGUCCAGCAUCCUGUUCUCACAGUGGGCAACCAGAUGCCCGUGGGAAACCCACAAGUUUGAUCAUUUGAUUUUUGCUUUUAAAUAGCAACCCUUUCCACAUGCGCCACUGUAACGGCAAGAAAUUGUCUCCCUGGCUGUUUGUGUUAGGAGAAAAGCUCAAUGAAGAUGUCAACCCAAGGUAUGACAGCUGUGAAAAAGGCAAAUUCCACGCUAGGGAUCAUUGGGAAACAUAUUGAAAAUAAGAUGCCGUUGUAUAAAUCUAUGCUGCGGCCCCAUUUGGAAUACUCUGUACGGUUCUGGUAGCCUCACCUCAAAAAGGAUAUUGUAAGAGUUGGAAAAGGUUCAGACAAGGGCAAUCAGAAUGAUCAAGGGGAUGGAGCGACUCCCUUACGAGGAAAGGUUGCAGCAUUUGGGGCUCUUCAGUUUAAAGAAAAGGUGAGUCAGAGGAAACUUUUUUCCUCCCUCUCACGUAGCACUACACCUCAUGGGCAUUCAAUGAAGCUGAAUGUUGGAAGAUUCAGGACAGAGGAAAGAAAGGACUUCAUGCAGUACAACAUUUACACUAUGGAAUUUGCUCCCACAAGAGGCAGUCAGGGCCACCAACUUGGAUGGCUUGAAAAGAGGAUUAGACAAAUUCAUGGAGGAGAAGGCUAUCAGUGGCUCCUAGCCAGGAUGGCUGUGCUCUGCCACCAUAGUCAGAGGCAGUAUGAUUCUGAAAACCAGUUGCUGGUAGCCUCAGGGGGGGAGAGUGCUUUUGUACUCAGGUCCUGCUUGUGGGCUUCCUCUAAAGGGCAUCUGGUUGGCCACUGUGCGAACAAGGAUGCUGGAUGAGAUGGGCCACUGGCCUGAUCCAGCACGCUCUUCUUAUGUUCGUGGACACCAGCUUUCAUCUUGCAGUAAAUAUCAGUUGAAAGGUGGUGGUGGUGGGGCUCAUCAGAGCUUCAGUGCAGAGGAAAAGGGUUCCCUCCACACUGCAGUCACAUUUAGGCUGCGUGCACUUUAAUGACACCAACAACACAGCUUGUCUGAAUGUGAGAACGAAAUAAACUUUUAGGCACUGCUAUAGCCAGAGAAUCUCGCAGAACAGAGCUAAUGUCAUCCUCUCCCCCCCCCUCCGUCUUGCGCAAACUGGGGCAUUGUGGGAGAAUUGCAACGAGCAAAUUAAAGAAUUA